UCUUUUCCCCCCGGCCCAGUAGCACCCUGGUCUGCGUCGGAAUCCGUUUCCUGCCCCUAGUAUUAGCCCCGCGCCAGCGGAAAUUGCGCGCGAUGGCGGUGACGAUGCUGCAGGACUGGUGCAGGUGGAUGGGCGUCAGCGCUCGAAGGGGUCUGCUCAUUCUGGGCAUCCCGGAGGACUGUGAUGAAGCCGAACUCCAAGGGUCCCUGGAGGCCGCCCUGUGGCCCAUGGGCCACUUUACCGUGCUGGGCAAAGUGUUUCGAGAGGAGGAUGAUGCCACUGCGGCCCUGGUCGAGCUUGACCGGGAAGUCAACUAUGCUUUGGUCCCCAGGGAAAUCCCGGGCACCGGGGGUCCCUGGAACGUGGUCUUUGUGCCUCGUUGCUCAGGCGAGGAGUUUCUCAGUCGCGUGUUCCACUUCCUGGAGCAACAGGGGCAGACGGUGGAGAGUGUGGCUGGGGCCCUGGGGCUGGGACUGCACAGGGUGUGCUGGCUCCGACUGGUCAGUGAGGCAGUCCAGCCCUGGGUGGAGACCAGGCGGUAUCAGCGCCUGGGCGUGUUUUCCGGGAGGGAUCAGCCCGCCCCGGGGGAGGAGUCCUUUGAGGCCUGGCUGGACCACAGCGCCGAUAUGCUGCACGUGUGGCAGGGGGUCUCGGAAAGGGAGAAGAGGAGGCGGCUGAUGGAAGGCCUUCGAGGGACGGCCCUGCAGCUCGUGCAUGGGCUCCUGGCGGAGAACCCCGCCAGGACGGCGCAGGACUGCCUGGCGGCCCUGAUCCAGGUGUUUGGAGACAACCAGUCCCAGGCGACCAUCCGGGUGAAGUGUUUGACCGCUCAGCAGCAGUCAGGCGAGCGGCUUUCUGCUUUCGUGUUGCGGCUGGAAGUCCUGCUGCAGAAAGCCAUUGAGAAGGGGGCCCUGGCCAGAGCCUCAGCGGACCACGUGCGCCUGAGGCAGGUGCUCACCAGGGCCAACCUUACCGAGCCUCUGGAUGAAGCGCUGAGGAAGCUGAGAAUGGUUGGGAGGACUCCAAGUUUCCUAGAGAUGCUGGGGCUUGUUCGGGAGUCUGAGGCAUGGGAGGCCAGUCUGGCCAGGAGCGAGAGAGCCCAGGCAGAGGAAGGGGCUGGUGCCCGGGCCAAUGCCCAGGCUGAUGCCAGAGCCAAUGCUAAGGCAGAGGAUGAUAAGGUGGAGGAGCAGGAGCGGGAGGAGGAGGACAGUGACGACCGUGACACUGUCCCUGCGGGCCUAGGUCAGGCAAGACCCUCCGAGGCCCCUGGGGGCCCCACUCCUGCCCAGAUGGGCACUGCUUCCAGGGCGGGCCCAGGAGGUCCUGGCUGUGAGCCAGAGGGUCUCGCCCAGGCAGGAGACCAGGAGGCUGGGGAGCCCCCCGAGAAGGGGCUCAAGCCCAUCCCAGAGGGGUCGGGAAACGAGGAUGGCGCUGGGGAGACGAGCCCCCCCAAGUCCUCCUCCGGCAAAUAGGCUCAGAGGGCCCAGGGGCCCCGUCUCCUCUCAGGCAGCAGAGUUCUGCAGGCAGAGAGAGGCCAUGCCAGGGCAGCAGCCUCGCCCCACAUGGGGAGCAGGGCCGAGGGAGGGGCCCGCCCGACCCAAGCCAAGCCCCCGGGCACUCCACCACCCCUAAGGGGACCUGAACACCACCAUCAGCCCUUCCAAGUGACCAAGAUGACCAUACUUGACACCAAAUGGGGCAGGGAGAGGUGCCCCCCCACCCAUGGCAGCUCCACACCCAGCCCCAGCCCCAGCCCCAGCCCCAAUCCCUGCCAACUCAGGCAGCCAGUCUGGGAAACGUCCCUGAGUGGCUGGCCCUAGCCUAGGGGACGGGCACCUGAAGCCAUCUGCCACCCACACUGUACUGGGAGAUGUUAGGGGCCAUUUCAAAGGUGCCAGCCUCUUGGGUCUCCCGAGAGGGAGACACUCAUUUACUUCCCCUGGGGCACGUUGCUCCAUGUUCUGGGAAGCCCGCUUGUGUCUCUGUAGGGCCCUUAGUGACCCACGUCUCAAGUGACCCCCCCACCCCACUAGUGACCAUUCUUGUGCAGAGCCUUGAGGUGUGCAGGAACCCGCCGUGGGUGUCCUGGUCUACCGGGGCAGCCACCUCUCAGCCCGCGUGCGCGCCAUGAGCUUCAGGGGGAACCAAGGCUCUGUUCCCGCUCUUCCAGUGUUGUGAGCUCAACCUCUGCUUUCUCCGUGUACAUUUAGGCCAACCGCUGCUUGUUUUUGUGGAGAUGUGUGUGUUUUCUAGUCUGAGCAGCUGCCCUCCCCGCGCCCCCCCGCCCAGAAAUCCCGAGCCCAGUUCCGGGACACGGCGGGAAGGAUGCCCGAGGGCACGGCUGGUGUUCACCCCGUGACCUCAGGAAGGAAGAACCGGACCCGGGAUGGAGGUGG
Messenger RNA from Zalophus californianus (California sea lion), 2396 nucleotides. RefSeq names its product paraneoplastic antigen-like protein 6B. The transcript has a single exon. NCBI's taxonomy places the organism in Eukaryota, Metazoa, Chordata, Mammalia, Carnivora, Otariidae. The record is from RefSeq and is a predicted model, not a curated record. Bases 93 to 1472 code for a protein of 459 amino acids.